This is a messenger RNA of Hordeum vulgare subsp. vulgare (domesticated barley), 1916 nucleotides long. RefSeq lists its product as uncharacterized. The coding region runs from base 1 to 1764 and encodes 587 amino acids. Lineage: Eukaryota; Viridiplantae; Streptophyta; Magnoliopsida; Poales; Poaceae. The record is from RefSeq and is a predicted model, not a curated record. The transcript has 3 exons.
AUGGAGAUCGGCGGCGGCGGCGUGGGGCGGAUGAAAAGGGAGGGUGAGAUGGCGACGGAAGUGAGGGGGCAGGGAAGCACGCUCAUGUUAACACUGAACCAGGAGGUGGAGGUGCGUGCUGCCGCGAAGCUCACCAAGGAAAGUAUCAGCCAGCAGAUCCAAGUCCUGGAGAAGAACAUGACUAAGAUGGGACGUCGCGGGUCCGCAGGUCACAAGGAUCUGCUGCAGUUGCAAGAUGAUAUGAUGGAGGUGUCGCGAAGGAUCUUAAGUCGGGUCGAUUCUUUGCUCCGGUGGAGCUGCUUCCGCGCGAUCCAGCCCCCGACGAUUAGCGAUGAGACCGAGAUGGGCAUCCCGGCGACGACCCAGCGCCGGACUGGCGAUGAUGAUGGAGAGACACAUACGGUGCCGAGGAUCCGCGGCGAAGGCGGAUCAGUGCAGGUCAGUGCGCAGCGUUUCGAGGAGCUGCUGGUUACUAUCUUCAUAUCCAUGGCCAGAAACAUGUCUGCGGCGGCGCCGGGGUCCGGCUUAAAAUUGAACUCGCUCUUGUCGCCGAUCGAUGAGCUGUGGGAUGACAUGCGCCAACUGGUCUCAACAGAGACGAAAUUUCUAGCGACGUGCGUGUUUACUCGUGAGCCCUUGGCACACUGUAUCUCCACAUUGCAGUUGAUCUCGGCAGUUUUCGACUGGCUCUCUGGAUGGGUACCGGCUUUCACUAUGAAAUUGCUAUCCAUACGCGAAGAUGAGGACAUGGAGUGGGAUGAGGAUGAGGAUGAGGAUAAGAAGAUGCAGAUGAUUGAGGAGAGCAACUUCGCUAACUACAUUAGUCGCUGGGAACGCACAUGCAGUAACGGCUGCAGCUUCGAAGACACGACAUUGUUGAGCUCCAUGCUCUUUACACACUACAUACCAGGCCACGCCCCAUUGGAUGCUGGCUGCCAGCGGACCAUGCAGAUCUACUCCAUGAAAGUUGCAAAAUUAGAAGGCCACAGCUGGCCACUGAAGGUGUAUGGUGUGGUCGCCGCCCGAGAUGUCGUGGACAAUCGUCGUAACAUUCUCUUCUUUCGCUCUAGGGAUGACUACCAACUCCUCACAGAACAUGAUCCUUUUUUGCACUUGACUGGCCCAUCUCGAGCAAUAAUCUCUACGGACACUGUCAAGAUUGAGAUCCAACUAAAAUUAAAGGGUACAACAAAGUCUGAAGAUAGAGCAUUGAUCAGUAAAGCCUUCUCUUAUAAUGGUGAUGUUGGUGAUACUUUUUCUACGCGUCACCUCAGUGGCCACUUUUGCACAAUAGAGUUGUGCUGUGAGCAUCUUGAACGCUCCCUCCAAGCCACUAUCCUUAGUAUCCGUGUUCUAGAGGGCUCAAUGCCUUGUGAAAAUGGCAUCCGAGUUGUUUGCUCCUCACUGCCUUCUGAGAGCCCAUCUGAGCAUGUAUUGUUGUUUGCUUCAAAAGCUGGAACAAAUCCCGUGGGUGAAGGGGGCUAUCUAGAUCUGUCAAGGCAAGUUAUUUCGGUAAAAAGACAAGGAAGGCUGGAAAUUCUCGUGGAGAUCUUGGAACAAUCUGGCUGCACAAGUCAUUGCUUUGUCUUCACACCGGAAUCCAGCAACGUAAGUCAAAAAGAAUUUAACCUUGGUGACUGUAAAUUGGAGAUUACUGUUGCUUGGUCCCUCCUUAUUGGUGACCAACGGUAUAUCUUGAUGAUGGGGUAUAUAGAGCCUUACUCACCAAUUCCGCAUAUCCCUUUAAUGGAGCUUGGAGAAUGAACUUUGUUUCUUAACUAUGGUCAUGUUGGCUGUCAAUGUGCCUGGUAUUCAGUGUUGCGUAGCUGUAGCAAGUGCCUAUUUUGGUCUUCAGCUACUUAACUGUAAUUUGUAUGAAAAUUCAAAAGAAAAAACUCUAAUUUGUAUGCUGGCAC